GUAUGAUUGAGACCUUUCAGCCCAUUUUAGAACUUUGACCCUUUGGAGACAGGGCAGUUUUGCAGGGGGCGGUCUAGCCCCUGGCUCUGUUUUGGGCAGCCCGAUCGGCUCUGGAUUGCUUGAGCUUCCCUGAAGAGCCAGCUGGAGGCGGUUUCCCUGCUUUGGGAGUUCCUGCAUUCUCUGCUCUAAAUCCCAGCCUGCCCUUGGGGCUGCCCGCCCCCUCCUUUGAUCCUUUGCUCGGAGAGAGACCUGUCCAAGCAGAGGCCUGGACUACAUCUCCCGGCGUGCCUGGCAGUGUGGUGGCCUCUGUGCGCCGUCUGUACUCGUUGCUGGCGACGAUGCAGAGGGCUGUAAGUGUGGUGGCCCGUCUGGGCUUUCGCCUGCAGGCAUUCUCCCCGGACUUGUGUCGUCCACUCAGUUUCGCACAGGACUUGCUCCGCAGGACACCGCUCUAUGACUUCCACCUGGCCCACGGCGGGAAAAUGGUGGUGUUCGCGGGUUGGAGUCUGCCAGUGCAGUACCGGGACAGUCACACUGACUCGCACCUACACACACGCCAGCACUGCUCGCUCUUUGAUGUGUCUCAUAUGCUGCAGACCAAGAUAUGUGGUAGUGACCGGGUGAAGCUGAUGGAGAGUCUAGUGGUUGGAGACAUUGCAGAGCUAAGACCAAACCAGGGGACACUGUCGCUGUUUACCAAUGAGGCUGGAGGCAUCUUAGAUGACUUGAUUGUAACCAAUACUUCUGAGGGGCACCUGUAUGUGGUAUCCAAUGCUGGCUGCUGGGAGAAAGAUUUGGCCCUCAUGCAGGACAAGGUCAGGGAGCUUCAGAACCAGGGCAGAGAUGUGGGCCUGGAGGUGCUGGAUAAUGCCCUGCUAGCUCUGCAAGGCCCCACUGCAGCCCAGGUGCUACAGGCCGGUGUGACAGAUGACCUGAGGAAACUGCCCUUCAUGACCAGUGCUGUGAUGGAGGUGUUUGGUGUGUCUGGCUGCCGUGUGACCCGCUGUGGCUACACAGGAGAGGACGGUGUGGAGAUCUCGGUCCCAGCAGCGGGGGCAGUUCACCUGGCAACAGCUCUUCUGCAAGACCCAGAGGUGAAGCUGGCAGGGUUGGCCGCCAGGGAUAGCCUGCGCCUGGAGGCAGGCCUCUGCCUGUAUGGGAAUGACAUUGAUGAACACACUACACCUGUGGAGGGCAGCCUCAGUUGGACACUGGGGAAGCGCCGCCGAGCUGCUAUGGACUUCCCUGGAGCCAAGGUCAUUGUUCCCCAGCUGAAGGGCAAGGUGCAGCGGAGGCGUGUGGGCUUGAUGUGUGAGGGGGCCCCAAUGCGGGCACACAGUCCCAUCCUGAACAUGGAGGGUACCAUGAUUGGUACUGUGACCAGUGGCUGCCCCUCACCCUCUCUGAAGAAGAAUGUAGCGAUGGGUUACGUGCCCUGCGAGUACAGUCGUCCAGGGACAAAGCUGAUGGUAGAGGUGCGGCGAAAGCAGCAGAUGGCUGUGGUCAGCAAGAUGCCCUUUGUGCCCACGAACUAUUAUACCCUUAAAUGAGGAUGGCUCAGGGUGGGGCUGUCCCCUCCAGGAAUCCUGCCUUGGAGGGCAUCCUACAAGGGGUUAGUCAAGACGCUGAGGCAGAACUCACUAGGGUUGGGCAGCUAAGAUGGAGGCUGAUUCUAAUUGUCUGGUUGAGGGGCCAUACCACCUAUUCUCCCCACCUAACUCAUGCCACUCCAGCUUCCUUCAGGACCCUGCUUCUGAGUGAUGGACCAGCUCACACAAUGUCUUGUUUUAGUCCAUGAUCCCACUGACCUAUUCUUACCUGCUGGAGGGUAAUAAGAAGCUUUGGUUCUGCCAUCUCUCCCACCCUGCCAGGUGCUGGCUGUGGAGCAAAGGCUCACCUUUGUGGAGGAUAAAACCUGCCCAACCUACCUCACCAUGGUUUUUCACAUUGCAAAGGGUAGUAACAUGGGCAGUGUGGACUUAGGCUAUCCUCUCCAGUUUGCUUUCCAUAAAUGCAAAUUGUCCCUACUGCCAGUCAGAAAUAAUUGCUGACUCAUAGUAGGGCUGCUGUGCCUGUGUGUAAACUUGGGGAUGGUUGAGGGAACACUGAUUUACUCCCACAUUUCCAAGUUGGUCUAGUUUGCUGCCCAGUAGCAAACCAUGGCAGGCUCACCACCUGUUCUGAGCUCCAGGGCUGGUGAGCUUCCUCCUGGACUUGCCUUACCCUGGGCUGACCUUUGCCCCAGUAUCCAUUAAUGGACUCCACUGAAUCCUGAAAGAAAAAUUAAACUUCCUUCUGCACUGGCAUGGAUGAGAAAAAAAAAAAAAAAUUAAACUUCCUUUUUACUUGCCA
Messenger RNA from Callithrix jacchus (white-tufted-ear marmoset), 2352 nucleotides. It is a transcript of the gene AMT, whose product is annotated as aminomethyltransferase. The record is from RefSeq and is a predicted model, not a curated record. Gene Ontology annotation, biological process: glycine catabolic process. Gene Ontology annotation, cellular component: mitochondrion; glycine cleavage complex. Gene Ontology annotation, molecular function: aminomethyltransferase activity; protein binding. Lineage: Eukaryota; Metazoa; Chordata; Mammalia; Primates; Cebidae.